AUUAUAUACAUUUAUUUAAAUAUAUUAUAAAAAACUAAUAAAAAUUAAUAAAAUGAGAGUUUUAGUAUUACUUGUUGCCUUAAUAUUCCUUUCAAGAGCCAAUGCCGAUUAUUCUUCAGCUUUUAUCUCUGGUACUGGAUGUGAUGCCGCUGGUGUAGAGGUAAAGUUUGAUGGAACCUGUGUAGCAGGUUGUGGUGCCUAUUUCAAAAUUAAUGCUGCCGGUACAGAAUUCACAAGAUUCACCCAACCCAAUUGUGCUGAUAGUCCAGCUCCAGGUCCACAAAGUCUUACAUGUGUUACUGGAAAUGGUCCAGUUUCACUUUCUGAUGGUCUUACAGCUCAAUGUAUUGAUACCGCUACACCAACCCCAACAUUUACAUACAAUGGUUUCAAUAUUACAGGAGGAAGUGCUGCAAAUGCAUGUUCAGGAAUUGUCUACUAUGGUGUUGUCAACGGUCCAUGUACUGCUGGUUGUGGACGUUAUUUCAAAAUCUCUAACCCAUAUCCAAAAGUAACCACAACAACUUACAAUAUCCAAUGGUUCACUGAUAGUGCUUGUGCAACCUCCGCUGGUGAUAGAUCCCAAUUUACAUGUAGUUCCAAUGAAGUAACCGUAGGUGAUUAUAAGAUCACUUGUAGCACCCAAGGUACCCCAGCCCCAACUUCAAAUCCAACCGUCUCUCCAACUGUCACACCAACCGCCACAACCACUGGUAGUGCUUCAUCAGUUAUCUGCAAUGUUGCCCUUUUAUUAGUUGCAUUAUUAUUUGCAUUACUUUAAAUUUUUAUUAACAUAUAAAAAUUUUAUCUAAUUACCAAAUAUAAAUAUAAAUAAAAAAAUAAAUAAAUAAAAAAUUUAAGAUUUUAAAAAAGAAAAAUUAUAUAAUUUUGCCAUCAU
This is a messenger RNA of Dictyostelium purpureum, 898 nucleotides long. RefSeq lists its product as uncharacterized. The record is from RefSeq and is a predicted model, not a curated record. The transcript has a single exon. The coding region runs from base 53 to 781 and encodes 242 amino acids. NCBI's taxonomy places the organism in Eukaryota, Evosea, Eumycetozoa, Dictyosteliales, Dictyosteliaceae.